UUUAAGUGGCGCUUUGAGCUGGCAGGCAGAACAAGUCGUUUGUCCCACCGGCGUUUUAUUUAGAAGCAGAAGGUCGUCCGGAGUUAGGCGCUAUUAGGCAACGAAUAAAUACUCGACAACGUUGCCGUAGUUUAUAACCAGAAACGAUGUGACGGCGCGAGUGAUGUGUUCGCUUUAUGUCGCGCUAAUUCGGACUAUUACGAUAACUCACUUGUUGGCUAAUGUUAGCUAGCGCUUAGCCAGCUCGUCAGCGAAUGGUACAUUUCAGGCACGUAGUACCUUUGCGCCGGUCGAACAGCGGGCUCUCUUUCCUUCUUUUGUUGUUCCGGUUGGUUCAGUGCGCUCGACUCAGGUUUUUCUCAAAUUGACACCGAGUGGCUGUUUUGAUGGCAGCCGCGACCACCGCCCGGAGGCUGCCCAUGGGUGUGCGGACUUUUAGCGAUUAUCUCCAGGUUGCCAUUGUGGGCUCUCCGCGGUCCUGCCGCCCAGCUGUGCCGCGAAUGUGCACGCGACAAAACAUCAGACAUUUGUCCUCAUGUGGCAUUUUGAUGACCAGAUCUCCCAGAGUGCUUUGCCUUCAUGACUGGGAUGCCAUGGCAAGUGUUCCCCAGAGCAGGAACUUCAUCAGCCUCACCAACAAAAGGAAGGAGUACUCUGAGCGCAGGAUACUUGGGUACUCCAUGCUGGAGAUGUACGACGUAGUGGCAAAUGUGGACGACUACAAGCUGUUCGUUCCGUGGUGCAAGAAGUCUCAGACCGUGGCCAAGCGUGCGGGCCACUGCAAAGCCCAGCUGGAGGUGGGCUUCCCGCCCAUGGUAGAGCGCUACACCUCCAUGAUCAGCUGCGUGCGGCCACAUCUGGUCAAGGCGGUGUGCACGGACGGAAAGCUGUUCAACCACCUGGAAACCAUCUGGCGCUUCAGUCCCGGCAUUCCCGGCUACCCCCGCACCUGCACAGUAGACUUUUCCAUAUCCUUCGAGUUCCGCUCCCUUCUGCACUCGCAGCUGGCCGCCAUGUUCUUCGACGAGGUGGUCAAGCAGAAUGUGGCCGCCUUCGAGCGGCACGCCUGCAAGCUCUACGGCCCGGAGACCCGUAUCCCGCGGGAGCUCAUGUUCCACGAGGUCCACCAGACGUGAUGUCCGGCCUUAAACGCCCAACCUGGAUGAAGUUGCUGCUUAGUCGCCCCCUUACGCCCCUGUCUACCUCCCCUGAGGGACAAUGUCCAGUGAGUUCAUGUACAAAAUUAGAACAACAGAUAAAUCGCGGAACAACACAUGCUUUUAUUUUAUUUUUAAAGGCAACCAAUCCAGAGUUUGAUUCUGAAGUGGAGGAAGUCAUGUUUCACUGUGACCUCGAAGUUAAACCAUUUCCACGUCCUUAGGCCUGUCACGAUAAUGACUAUAUUGACUUAUCGUUGCAUAAAUAAAAUGGACGUGAUGGUUUUUCCGUACUCGAUAAAUUAUUAUUGUUGUGGUGAGCCAGCGCGCUGAUCACACAGUGAGUUGACAGAGUGGGACGGCUGUGUCAUUAGCCGCUAGUGGGCUCAUGGAACGCCGGCAGACCAGUACACUCUUACCAGUGUUGACUGCGUCUAAUACUCAACUGCCUUGCUCCUUUCACUCAACAGAGACGUUAAGGGAAAGUUAACGGCUAACUAUUAUGUUCGCAAGCCCACGAGCGAACAAGCUCCCCCCUGAGCUAACAAGUUAAGGAGCUAAACAGCUCGCCCCACCGCAGCGAUGUCGUUUAAAAUGUUAGCGGUUCGCUUCGAGUUGUUGUGUGUUUAAGUCCCCAAUUAACACAGGUGGUGAAAGUUGAGGGCGGGCCUUAUUUUUCAUGAUUUCAGAGGCAUAAAAAAAACCAUAUCAUUUAUUGUGAUAGUUUUUGGGAAAAUAUAUAUUUAAAAAAAUUAUCGUGACAGUCCUACACCCCAUUCACUUUGAUUUCUUUUGAUACCACUACUCACAAAAAGUUAGGGACAUUAGGUGAAUUUUUAGGAUGAACCUAAAAUCCACUAUAACUUUUAAAGGUGAACUUAAUUUAACUUUAGACACUGCUGGGCCUGGGGCCUCCCUGCACUUUAUGUUUGAAUUUAAAAACAAAGAUGUCUAUUGUCAAAGAUUUACAAACAAACAAACAAAACCUAACAUGUUGCAAAUCUGGCAUUUAAACAAAGUGUUGGAUUUUGUAUUAUUUGAAAUGUUGACAUUUUCCCUUUUACUGCAUAUAAAUAGCCACUCCAAAUAUCAGUUAUUGGCCAACCUUGACUACUAAUAAUACCGCUAAACAACCAAUUUAUUGUUCAAGAUUUUUUUUCUGCUGAUUUAGGACAAUUUUGAUGUGCUGAAUCUAAUUAUCUACAGUAAAGUUUUCCAAAAUUUCAAUAUAACUGAAAUGUUAAUCUUAUCUGUUUUAAAUUAAAACAAAAAAGUUCCCGAGGGUCAGGAGCAUAAAUUGAAAUAAGUACUUACCUGAAGUUUAUGCAAUUUUAAAUUGAUCUCUUAUCGACCAUCAAAUUUAUAAAAAAAAAAAAAAAAAAAAGGGGGGGGGCGGGGGGAAGGUUGGUUCUGAUAUGUGUGAAAUUGCCGAAUAUUGGCGCCGAUUUCCAGCCCGGCCGAUAGUUGGUCUAUCCCUAGUGUUUUAAUUAUUAUUAUAUCCAGGGACAUCCGCUUCUGUGCCUUUCUGUGACUUCCAGUGUCUCUGUAUCUAUGAUGCAACCUGCUGAUGACACUUUGUGACACUGUAAGCUCAGUUUAGCUUCUCUAAGGUUUAUGGUGAAUUCAUCCUGAAAUUGAGCCCUAUAUCCCAAACUUUUUUUGAGUAGUGUAUAUGCUUUGGGCGGCACGGUGGACGACAGGUUAGAGCGUCAGCCUCACAGUUCUGAGGACCCGGGUUCAAUCCCCGGCUCCGCCUGUGUGGAGUUUGCAUGUUCUCCCCGUGCCUGCGUGGGUUUUCUCCGGGCACUCCGGUUUCCUCCCACAUCCCAAAAACAUGCAUUAAUUGGAGACUCUAAAAUUACCCGUAGGUGUGAAUGUGAGUGCAAAUGGUUGUUUGUUUGUAUGUGCCCUGCGAUUGGCAGGCAAACAGUUCAGGGUGUACCCCGCCUCUUGCCCGAAGAUAGCUGGGAUAGGCUCCAGCACGCCCGCGACCCUAGUGAGGAGAAGCGGCUCAGAAAAUGGAUGGAUGGAUGUAUAUGCUUUGCUGCAUUAUAUAGUGAGCUUGGUGCUAAGCACUUAAUUUAUGAUUUAUGUUGUUUUUUCUUUCUCUCUCUCUCUCUCUGGGGCGUUGGGGGGGGACAGCAGAUAUAAUGUGCCAUGUUGGGGACAAUAAGAGUGUUCACAGGUUUAUUUAAAGGGACAAAGUUGUUUUCUGUCUGCACUUUGAACUUGCCUGCUGUCGUGCUGUGACAUUUGCAUGCAUGUGCACUAAUUUUGUAGCCCAGCAGUGUACUGCUGCCACACGUGUUAAAUCGGAUGACCAGCGCUUCAACUUUUCUUUAGCUUAGGGAGAUUUACAUGAGGAGCUGCAUCAAAUCCACUCAAUCACACUCUAAUCUAUUAAUUAAUUUCCAUUGUUUUCAUCUGGAUAAUGUAAAUGUUGAAAUGCAGGCAUCUUAAUUCUGGGAGUUAAUUCCUUUUUUUCUUGAAAACAAAAGGAAAAUUGUUUUCCAGAUAACAGGAAAAUGAAUAAUCAUUUUUUUAAUGAACUUCAGAAUCAAUUAAAAUGUUGCUUUUUUUCUUUCAAUACAAAAAAUAUAGUCCACGCUGGGGAUUUUAUUUAUUUUUUUUCUCAAUCUUUUAAAUGAAAAAUGUUUUUCAGGUAAAAAAACAAAACAAAACAGGGCAAAUUCAAUUCAACAGUUAGUUAUGCAAAAACAAUGGCAAUUUUGUCAUCCUUUGAUCCAUGAAAACUGUUAUAUUUUUAACAUCACUUGCUCUCUGUUGGACAGUGAUAAUGUGCACAAAUCUAAAUUGCAUAGGCUCCAAGUACAAAUGAACAUUUCCAACAUUACGCAGCAAAUGGCCGCAUGAAAACAAGAAUGCCCUUCACGCCUGAGACUGCAGUGUUGAUACUAACACUGUUGGGCUAUAAAAUAAACCAGUUAAGCUUUUUGUAUUUUAUUUCUGCAUAUUUAUGCAUAGCUGUAACUAGUCGUAUUUGUGUGUUAUUCACACACUGAUUGUAAGACAUAAAAAACAUUAAAAUCUUGACUUUGUUACCAAAGGUAAGGUAUGAAUUCUAUUUUUAGGAUUACCUCACUUUCUUCUUAACCCAUGCUAGAAAAAUGUUAAAUUGAUGAACCAAUCGGCAGUGUUGGAGGUGAAUAAAAUUUAGUUCUACAUUGGCGUGUCCAUGUUGUCGAGCUUUUUUAUCUGCAGGGAGAACGCAAGGCAGGAAAAUAUUUCAAGCACCUAUGUUAUUGUGAGGUCCUUUUGUUGUACACGAGCUCAAGUGUACCUUUGGAGCUUAUAUUGUAAACAAAUAAAGUUAAUUAUUUUCAAUGA
Molecule: messenger RNA, 4505 nt
Organism: Phyllopteryx taeniolatus (common seadragon)
Lineage: Eukaryota; Metazoa; Chordata; Actinopteri; Syngnathiformes; Syngnathidae
Gene: coq10a
Product: coenzyme Q10A
Exons: 5
Coding region: 387-1136 (249 amino acids)
Biological process (GO): ubiquinone biosynthetic process; cellular respiration
Cellular component (GO): mitochondrion
Molecular function (GO): ubiquinone binding
Source: RefSeq, a predicted model, not a curated record